UGCCUGCGCCGCCUGGCCCGCCGCCUCUCGGUGCGGAAGGAGCCCCGGCUGGCCGAGCCCUGCAGGCAGGAGGGCAACCGGCGAUUCCGGGCCGGGGAGCACCGGGCGGCCGCCGCGCUCUACUCCCGGGCCUUGUCCCAUACGGAGGCUGGCAGCCCAGAAAUGGCCAUCUGUUACGCCAAUCGCUCUGCGGCCCUUUUCCAUCUUGGUCAGUUUGAGGUCUGCCUGGAGGACAUUGGACGGGCGCAGCAGGCGGGGAGCUGCCCGGAAAAGCUGCUGCCCAAGAUCCAGCUGCGCAGGGCCGAGUGUCUGCUGUCUUUGGGCCGGCUGCAGGAAGCGGCAGGUGCCCUCCGCAGUGUGCAGGAGAGCCUCUCCGCGGACCAUAGGCCAGAGGCUGCCCGUCAUCGGAUGCUGCUGGGCCGGCUGGAUCAGCUGAAGGGCAGAGCCGGUGAGAGCGGGACCUCCCUUUGCCCGCCUGCUGUGCCUGGCCAGGCUCCACAGGACCCGGAGCCCUGGGAGGAGAGCGGCCGCAUCUCUGGCGCCUCAGUGGCCGUGAGACUGGGCUUUUCCAGCUGCAAAGGGCGCCAUUUAGUUGCCGCUGAGGAUCUUCCUCCUGGGAAGCUGUUAGUGAGGGAAGCGGCCUUCGCCAGUGUCCUCUGUCCCGGGCAGAGCCUCUUGCUGGGAGGGACCACCCAGGCCCUGCAGGACAGCCAGCUGGACAACCCGGACCUCCACUGCCACCAUUGCCUGCGCCCGCUACUGGCCUCCGUGCCCUGCCGAGGGUGCAGCUACAGCAGGUACUGUAGCCCUGCCUGUGCCCAGCUGGCAUGGAGUAGUUAUCACUGGGCAGAAUGUGCCCUCGGGGGGCUGCUGCUGGCACUGGGCGUCUUCUGCCACGUGGCCUUCCGGACCGUGCUGGUGGCCGGCUUUGCCCAAGUGAAGGCCUUGGUCGCCCAGUCGCAGGAGGGGGACACCCCGGCCGUGGCAGCGGCUGCAGAGAAGGACGCCUUGCCCAUUCCUGGCUGUGAGGCCGACGGACGGUACAGCGGCUCCUACCAGGCCAUCUUCAGCCUUCUGCCACACACGGAGCGGCACAGCCCCAGCCUCAGGUUCCUCUGUGGGCUGAGCGUAGCAGCUUUGUGCCAGGCGCUGGAGGAUGCCGGCCUGGAAGCCUGGAUUGCAGGGGGGGCCAUGAGGGAAGAGCCGGGGGCCGUGGAGAAGGAGGAGGGCCCCACUGCGCUGGAAGUCUUGGGGGAGGCCAUGCUGCGUCACGUCCUGCAGCUGCAGUGCAACGGCCAGGCUGUGACCACCGUGCGCCCAUCAGGGCCAGAAGACGGGCUGGUGGCCGGCAGUGGGCAGGUGCGCUUGGCCACGGGCUUCUUCCCAGCUCUCAGCCUGCUGAACCACUCCUGCGACCCCAACACCAGUGUGGCCUUCACUGGCUGCACAGUGGAAGUCAGGGCCCUGCGCCCCAUUCCUCGUGGGCAGGAGCUGCUCCACUGCUACGGGCCCCACAGGUGCCGAAUGGGGGUUACCGAGAGGCGCAGGCGGCUCAUGGAGCAGUACUUCUUUGAGUGCCACUGCCAGGCCUGCUUGGAGGAGCUGCAGCCCAGUGACGCCCCCGAGGCCAGCCUCUUCCACUGUCUGGCCUGCCAGAGGCCCAUGCAGGGGAGAGGCAUCCUCCGCUGCUCAGGUGAGACCUGCGACCACCUGGUCCCCGAGGAGGACUUCCACUACCGGCUGCUUCGUCUUCAGCACUUGACCCAGUCAGCCGAGGAGCUCCUGGAGCACGGCAAGCCAGGUCAGGCCCUGGAGCUGCUGCAGAAAUGCCGGCUGGAUGCUGAGAGCUUCCUGUCUCCAGCGCACCUGAGGAUGGGCGAGAUUGAGGACCGCCUGGCCCAGGUGCACGCGGCAACAGGGAGGUGGCAGGAAGCGGCCGGGCACCUGCACAGGAGCAUCCACGCCGUGGAGGCCCAUUUUGGCCCCGCCAGCAUUGAAGCCGGCCAGGAACUCUUCAAACUGGCCCAGGUCCUCUUCAACGGGUGA
This is a messenger RNA of Pantherophis guttatus, 2046 nucleotides long. NCBI's taxonomy places the organism in Eukaryota, Metazoa, Chordata, Lepidosauria, Squamata, Colubridae. The record is from RefSeq and is a predicted model, not a curated record.